AAUGGUGCGCUGCUCAGAGGUACGAGUAAAUAUCAAGGGAAUGCUUAAAAUAAAAGUUAAUUUAAAACAUAAUAAAUCUAGAAAACUACAAAUUAAGGAAGAGACUUACCUCUAUGAUCCCAACAUUUUGCUGCAAUUGAACUUCCAUCAAAGUCCGGCCAAAUUCGAGCCAUUCAUUUCGGCAGCAUAUCCCGGCGAAAACUGGCUUAAGGUGCGUCCACUAAAAGACGGUGAUUAUGACCGUGGAUUUCUACAAUUGCUUUCGCAACUUACCGAUGUGGGACAUGUCACACGGACGCAGUUUUUGACUCGUUUCUCACAGAUGAAGGCCAGUGGCGAUUAUUACGUCACUGUAAUCGAAGAUACGCGCAAAAAUGAAAUAAUCGGUGCAGCUUCCUUGGUUGUUGAACGAAAAUUCAUACAUAAUUGUGCCAUUCGCGGCCGUCUUGAGGAUGUGGUUGUCAAUGAUACAUAUCGUGGCAAACAGCUAGGCAAACUUAUUGUGGUAACUGUCAGCUUGUUGGCUCAGCAUCUCGGCUGCUAUAAAAUGUCACUAGAUUGCAAGGAUAAACUAAUUAAAUUCUAUGAGUCUCUGGGCUAUGUACUCAUUCCUGGAAACUCUAAUUCAAUGACAAUACGAUACGAUGAGGGACCUGCGGCAGUACGGCACAAUAACACAGCACUUGUUGAUAACGACAUCAACAACACCAGCCAAACUGUAGUAGUAAUUUUGCCCUUUAAAAGUACGUUUAUAAAAUAGCUAACUGUAAAUGCAAAAAAUAGCUAAACAUUUUAAUUUUGCUGCUGUUGAAAUAUUCUUAUGUAUCUAAGUAGAUGCAUAUAAAAAUGUAUUUUACAUACUUUAAGUAA
Rhagoletis zephyria (snowberry fruit fly) is the source of this 870-nucleotide messenger RNA. It is a transcript of the gene Gnpnat, whose product is annotated as glucosamine 6-phosphate N-acetyltransferase. Lineage: Eukaryota; Metazoa; Arthropoda; Insecta; Diptera; Tephritidae. The record is from RefSeq and is a predicted model, not a curated record. Gene Ontology annotation, molecular function: glucosamine 6-phosphate N-acetyltransferase activity.